AUGAGAGCCCUGACCAUGCCUGCCUGCUCUGUGUGUCUGCUGCUCCUGCUGCUGUGUGGGCUGCUGGGGGGCUGGGUGCUGUCCAUCUGCCCCCCUGUGUGCUCCUGCAGCAGAGGACACCGUGUGGUGGACUGCUCCUCUCGAGGCCUCACCAAGCUCCCUCCUGGCCUGCAGCACAACAUCCACUUCCUCAACCUCUCAUUUAACAGCUUGCAGGAUCUGGACAACCAGCUCAGCCACUAUGCCCACCUCAGAACUCUAGAUGUGUCUUAUAACCGUCUGGAGAGUCUUCCUCCUGCUCUGCCUCGCUCUCUGUGGGACCUCCGAGCGGCAGGAAAUCACAUACGCUCUCUGGACAAAAACGACACGGCAUACCACUGGAACCUGAAGGUGCUGGACAUGUCGGACAACGAGCUGGAGAGAGUGGUCUUCAUCAACAACACUCUGCCCAGCCUCCAAACUCUCAACCUCAGUUACAACCGCUUUUGGACUGUGCCCACAAACAUGCCUCACAACUUGGAAAGCAUUGAUCUGUCGCAUAACUAUCUGGUGCAGAUCCUGCCUGGAUCCUUGGACCGUCUGCCCAGGUUGACUCACUUCUACUUCCACGCUAACCGUUUCUCCUGGCUGCCUGAUGGAGUCUUUGAUAAGCUGGGUGGGCUGCAGCUGAUGAGUCUUGGGGAUAACCCCUGGGCUUGUGAGGAGGAAGAGAACAUUACCAGGCUACUGAGCUGGGCUGAGCAAUCCAGCGCCACAAUCUUAGGCUGCCCCUGUCACACCAAACCCAUCUGUGGUCAAGCCCAUGUGGCGACCCCAGGGGGGGACUGGCACUCUGCAUUAUUCACAGAGCCCCCGCUGUGGGUUAACAGUCAUGUGAACAGUGAAGAGGUCGAUCCUCCGUCGCCGGCGAGGACGGCCGAGGCUACGUCUAGCUACCAGGCCAAGUCUGCGCUGUUUGAGACUGGAAUCUAUCAGGACAGAAGAAGUGUGACAGAGUCUUCAGAUCACAUGAUGUUUGUCUGGACGUCUGCUACCGGUCUGGACGGCUUCUCCACACACACAAGCACAACAGCUCACCCGCAGCCUGCAACAAAGAAGCCUAAAAUAGCCAACUCACGGAAUAAAGGCGGAGGAUUCUUCUGUGAGACUCGUCAAACUGUCACUCUGACUGUUGCAGUUAUGAGUCACAUCCUGCUGAAAACAGCCUGA
Messenger RNA from Scomber japonicus (chub mackerel), 1209 nucleotides. RefSeq names its product oligodendrocyte myelin glycoprotein b (gene omgb). Bases 1 to 1209 code for a protein of 402 amino acids. The record is from RefSeq and is a predicted model, not a curated record. The transcript has 3 exons. NCBI's taxonomy places the organism in Eukaryota, Metazoa, Chordata, Actinopteri, Scombriformes, Scombridae. Gene Ontology annotation, biological process: neuron projection regeneration. Gene Ontology annotation, molecular function: protein binding.